CCUCGAUCUGAAACCCAUCCGUCAAGAAACAGAGCAAAAGCAGAGCAUAUCAUCCCUUCACAAACACACACUUGAAAUCAAUCACAUUUCACCACAGAUCUCCAUCAAACCCGAAACCAACAAACAACAAUGUCGCUGGUGAGGCGCGGCAGCGUGUUCGACCCAUUCUCCCAGGACCUCUGGGACCCGAUCGACAGCAUCUUCCGCUCCAUCGUCCCGGCAGCCGCGGCCUCCUCCGACUUCGACACUGCGGCCUUCGUCAACGCCCGCAUGGACUGGAAGGAGACUCCCGAAGCUCACGUGUUCAAGGCGGACCUUCCCGGAGUGAAGAAGGAGGAGGUGAAGGUGGAGGUGGAAGACGGCAACGUGCUGGUGGUGAGCGGCGAGCGCAGCAGGGAGAAGGAGGACAAGAACGACAAGUGGCACCGCGUCGAGCGCAGCAGCGGCAAGUUCGUCAGGCGCUUCCGUUUGCCGGAGAACGCUAAGGUGGAGCAGGUCAAGGCUGGGCUGGAGAACGGCGUGCUCACGGUCACCGUGCCCAAGUCUGAGGUCAAGAAGCCAGAGGUGAAGGCCAUCGAGAUCUCUGGUUAAUUGCCUGAUCGUGGAGACUGGAGAAGCAUCGUGAUCGUAUCGAGUGUGCUUGUGUCAGCUGUGCUCCUUGAUGUGGUUCCUUUGAUGUUUUUGGUGUGUCUGUCUGUGUGUGCUGGCAUCUUGCUUUGUAGUCACAUUGUGUGAUGUGUGUACUUUGUUUGCUUCGUGAGAAAUAAUGAAUAAAUAAAAUUUCGAAAUUAA
Brachypodium distachyon (stiff brome) is the source of this 792-nucleotide messenger RNA. Its product is annotated as 16.9 kDa class I heat shock protein 1. Bases 130 to 591 code for a protein of 153 amino acids. Gene Ontology annotation, biological process: response to hydrogen peroxide; response to heat; protein folding. Lineage: Eukaryota; Viridiplantae; Streptophyta; Magnoliopsida; Poales; Poaceae. The transcript has a single exon. The record is from RefSeq and is a predicted model, not a curated record.